AUGACUGUUUCUGAUCAUCCAGAGACAGAACCUAAGUGGUGGAAAGAAUCUACCAUUUAUCAAAUAUACCCAGCAAGCUUUAAAGAUUCUAACAACGACGGAUGGGGUGACUUGAAAGGUAUCACUUCUGAAUUGGGAUACAUUAAAAAUCUUGGUGUUGAUGCCAUUUGGGUCUGUCCCUUCUACGAUUCCCCACAGCAAGAUAUGGGGUAUGACAUAUCCGACUAUGAGAAAGUCUGGCCAACAUACGGCACGAACGAGGAUUGUUUUGAGCUGAUUGAAAAGACCCAUAAACUGGGCAUGAAAUUCAUCACUGACUUGGUUAUAAAUCAUUGUUCUACAGAACACGAAUGGUUUAAGGAGAGUAGAUCUUCGAAAACUAACCCAAAGCGUGACUGGUUCUUCUGGAGACCACCGAAAGGUUACGAUGAAAAUGGUAAGCCGAUUCCACCGAAUAAUUGGGCGUCCAUCUUCGGCGGUUCAGCAUGGACUUUUGAUGAAACUACAAAUGAAUUUUAUCUACGUUUAUUCGCAAGUCGUCAGGCCGACUUGAAUUGGGAAAAUGUAGAUUGCAGAAAGGCAAUUUAUGAGAGUGCUCUAGGAUAUUGGUUAGACCACGGUGUGGACGGUUUUAGGAUUGACACUGCCGGUUUAUAUUCAAAGCGUCCUGGCUUACCGGAUUCUCCAAUUUUUGACGAAAGCUCAGAGUUCCAGCAUCCAAAUUGGGGAUCUCACAAUGGUCCUAGGAUCCAUGAAUUUCAUCAAGAAUUGCACAGGUACAUAAAGGAUCGAGUCAAAGAUGGUAGGGAAAUAAUGACAGUGGGUGAAGUCGCACAUGGAAGUGAUAAUGCUUUAUAUACCAGUGCAGCCAGGUAUGAAAUAAGUGAACUUUUUUCUUUCGCGCACGUUGAUCUUGGUGCCAAACCAUUCUUCCGCUACAAUAAAGCUCCAUUUUCCUUGAAACAAUGGAAGGAAGCUAUCGCGUCAAAUUUCUUAUUUAUUAAUGGUACAGAUAGUUGGGCUACUACCUACAUUGAGAAUCACGAUCAACCUCGUUCAAUUACGAGAUUUGGUGAUGAUUCACCAAAAUACCGUGCUUUGUCUGGAAAACUAUUGGCAUUAUUGGAAUGCUCAUUGACGGGCACGCUGUACGUCUAUCAAGGCCAGGAACUAGGGCAGAUCAAUUUCAAAGGCUGGCCUAUAGAGAAGUACGAGGACGUUGACAUCAAGACCAACUACGAAAUCAUCAAGGAGAAAUUCGGUGAGGAUUCAAAGAAUAUGAAAGAGUAUUAUGAUGGAAUUGCUUUAUUAUCUAGAGAUCAUGCAAGAACUCCUAUGCCAUGGUCCAAAGAGGAGCCAAAUGCCGGUUUCACCGAUCAAAAUGUUAAGCCUUGGUACUUCUUAAAUGAAUCAUUCAAACAGGGAAUUAACGUUGAGGAAGAAUCCAUAGAUAAUGCUUCAGUUCUUAACUUCUGGAAGAGAGCCUUGCAGGCCAGGAAGAAAAAUAAAGAACUUAUGGUUUACGGCUACGAUUUUGAAUUUGUUGACUUAGAGAACGACAAAAUCUUCAGCUUUACCAAGGAGUACGAGGAUAAGACGUUGUUUGCCGCUUUGAACUUCAGUGGUGAAGAAAUAAAAUUUGAGAUGCCAAAAGAAGGUGCUUCUUUAUCUUUUGUUCUCGGAAAUUACGAUAAUGCCGAUGCUUCCUCAAGAGUUUUGAAACCUUGGGAAGGUAGAAUCUAUCAUGUCAGAUAA
Saccharomyces kudriavzevii IFO 1802 is the source of this 1755-nucleotide messenger RNA. RefSeq names its product alpha-glucosidase MAL12 (gene MAL12). The transcript has a single exon. Gene Ontology annotation, biological process: oligosaccharide catabolic process. The coding region runs from base 1 to 1755 and encodes 584 amino acids. Lineage: Eukaryota; Fungi; Ascomycota; Saccharomycetes; Saccharomycetales; Saccharomycetaceae. Gene Ontology annotation, molecular function: alpha-amylase activity. The record is from RefSeq and is a predicted model, not a curated record.